CUUAAUAUAAUAGGGUUAAAAGAAAAUUUAAUAAUUUUUUUAUUAUUCUUUUAUCGCUCACGGUCUGUUAGAUGACUCGUGGUGUUUAUUUCAUUUACGAUUGAUAUGACGGAUGAACUUCCGAUUCUGUUUUUCAAUAAUAUUAAGCAAAAUUUUAAUCAUAUUUACAUUUUUAAACAUCAUUUAUUUAUAUUGUAAUUUUGAUGAAUCGAAACCUUUUCUUUCCCUCAUUGCUAUAUCGUCCAACUGAGCAUGCGCUAAAUUAGAAAUGAUGUGAUCUGUCAAACGAUUUGUCAACUUUUUAAAUGUAGAAGGAAUUUAGAGCGUGUUCCAAAGGAACCGUUCCGUGUCGGAGAAUUCACACUUUAAUGGCACGAUAUUUUCAAUUUAAUAGUCUUUUUGAUACUUCCUCAAUAGUUUUCCCCUCUCUUUUUGUCUGCAUUUUGAUUGGUGUGCAUAUUGCAUCAACACGCAUCUUCCAUUUUAUACAAGCUAUAUUUGUUUUUAAGAUCCUGAAUCAACUUUAGUUUAUCUUCGUUUUAUUUCAGAAUCAAUCGUUUCCUAUGUUUGUUUUUUAAGCUCUUCGCGUUUUUUGCAAAUAAAAUUUCUUUACUUUGAAUUAUUCUUUCUAUUUGUAUCACGUCAUGAUAUUUUAUUCCUUUGCUCUCACUAUUUUCGGUUUUUUGUUGAUAAAUUUCCGUGAUUAAAAAAAGAAAAGAAAAAAAAGCAUUUAGGAAGAAACGCAAUUAUUGUAAACAUCUAUUUUUUGUAUUGUGAGUUCUUCCAAUGACGUGAUUUUUCGAAUUUAUAAAAGCACUUUUAAAAGAUCCUGCUUACAACAUAGAGAUAUUUCAGAGUGAAGAAAAAAUAAGAUAUGCUCUUAUUUUAUUUAAUCGGAAUUUUAUUCGCAUUUGGAACUCCAGUGAGUACUGCGGGUGAUUUUGCCUUCUGCUUACAACACAUUGUAUGUAAAGAGAAAGGAGGGAUAACAAAGACAGUUUUCUGUGCUGAAAAGAUGGUGCAGUCGGACAUAGAUUUUGUGUUGUUGGCUUUCGGUGAGUAUUUUCCAGACCACGUGACCAACAUGAAGACUCUAUUAGAGAAAUGUUGCGAAGAGGAAGAAAAAGGAAAGGAGGCCUCCUUGUAUUAUUAUGAAAAAAGAAUAAAAAAUGAAGGAGAAAGUGAUCACACUUUUGAGCAGAAAAAAGGAUUAGCUGAAGCUAGGGCUUGCAUGAUGUUUAUGGUGGAAGACUGCAUACUUAAAAAGGCAAUGGGUAUGAUUUAAUAUACCACAUGCAAAUGUAUUAUUUAUCUUGGUCUCAAAUAAACAUUCAUUGACUUGAUUGCCAA
Molecule: messenger RNA, 1350 nt
Organism: Parasteatoda tepidariorum (common house spider)
Lineage: Eukaryota; Metazoa; Arthropoda; Arachnida; Araneae; Theridiidae
Source: RefSeq, a predicted model, not a curated record